AUGUUGCUGGUUGAGAAGACAACGGACUCACCGGCGGCUGAGUUCUCGCUGGUGGAGGACGUGGCUCUGCACUUUGCCUGCUUGAUGGGCCGUCUGAACGAGCAGCGCCUCUUCCAGCCCGACCUCUGCGACGUGGACCUGGUGCUGGUGCCCCAGUGCAGCGUCUUCCCGGCGCACAAGGGCGUGCUGGCCGCCUACAGCCAGUUCUUCCACUCGCUCUUCACCCAGAACAAGCAGCUGCAGCGAGUGGAGCUGUCCCUGGAGGCGCUGGCGCCCGGCGGCCUGCAGCAGAUCCUCAACUUCAUCUACACGUCCAAGCUGCUGGUCAACGCGGCCAACGUCCACGAGGUGCUCAGCGCCGCCUCGCUGCUGCAGAUGGCCGACAUCGCCGCGUCCUGCCAGGAGCUGCUGGACGCCCGCUCCCUCGGCCCCCCAGGCCCCGGCGCCGUGGCCCUGGCCCAGCCGGCUGCCAGCUGCACCCCAGCCCCGCCACCCUACUACUGCGACAUCAAGCAGGAGGCCGAUACCCCGGGCCUGCCCAAGAUCUACGCCCGGGAGGGCCCGGACCCCUACUCCGUGCGUGUGGAGGACGGGGCAGGGACUGCGGGGGGCACGGGGCCUGCCACCCUUGGGCCAGCCCAGCCCUUCUUCAAGGAGGAGAAGGAGAGCGGUGUGGAGGCGGCGAGCCGGCCCCCGGCCAGCCUGUGCAAGCUGGAGGGCGGGGAGGAGCUGGAGGAAGAGCUGGGGGGAUCCGGCACCUACAGCCACCAGGAGCAGUCCCAGAUCAUCGUGGAGGUGAACCUCAACAACCAGACACUGCACGUGUCCACGACGCCCGAGGGGAAGCCGGGUGCUGCCACGGGCCCGGCCACCAUGGUGCUGGGCCGGGAGGACGGGCUGCAAAGACACUCGGAAGAGGAGGAGGAGGAGGAGGAGGACCGUGAGGAAGAGGAGGAAGAGGAAGGGGAAGAAGAGGAGGGUGGUGGUAGUGGAGGGGAGGAGGACGAGGAGGAAGGUGGCAGUCAGGGGGAGGAGGAGGAGGAGGAGGAAGACGAAGGGCACAGUGAACAGGAGGAGGAGGAGGAGGAGGAAGAGGAAGGACAUAGUGAGCAGGAUCAAGAGAGCUCGGAAGAGGAGGAGGAGGAAGAGGAGGAGGGAGAAGAGGAAGGGGAGGUGGGGGUCAGACAGGGGCCAGCAGGGCGCAGAGCCAGCCGGGCAGAGCCCCUUCCCCACAGUCGCAUGGCCACACGGUCCCGGGAGAAUGCCCAGCGCCGGGCCCCCCCUGAGGAGCCCGAGGAGGCCAGGCAGGGUGGCGGGAAGAGGCCCAAGCAGCCCCCCGGGGCGGGCCCCGCACCGGCGCGAGGGCCCCAGGCCACCGACGGGCUGGGGGCCAAGGUGAAGCUGGAGGAGAAGCAGCACCACCCGUGCCAGAAGUGCCCGCGGGUGUUCAACAACCGCUGGUACCUGGAGAAGCACAUGAACGUGACCCACAGCCGCAUGCAGAUCUGCGACCAGUGCGGCAAGCGCUUCCUGCUGGAGAGCGAGCUGCUGCUGCACCGGCAGACGGACUGCGAGCGCAACAUCCAGUGCGUGACGUGCGGCAAAGCGUUUAAGAAGCUGUGGUCCCUCCACGAGCACAACAAGAUUGUGCACGGCUACGCGGAGAAGAAGUUCUCCUGUGAGAUCUGCGAGAAGAAGUUCUACACCAUGGCCCAUGUGCGCAAGCACAUGGUGGCUCACACCAAGGACAUGCCCUUCACCUGUGAGACCUGUGGGAAGUCCUUCAAGCGGAGCAUGUCCCUCAAGGUGCACUCCCUGCAGCACUCCGGGGAGAAGCCCUUCCGAUGUGAGAACUGCAACGAGCGCUUCCAGUACAAGUACCAGCUGCGGUCCCAUAUGAGCAUCCACAUCGGCCACAAGCAGUUCAUGUGCCAGUGGUGCGGCAAGGACUUCAACAUGAAGCAGUACUUCGACGAGCACAUGAAGACCCACACGGGGGAGAAACCCUACAUCUGCGAGAUCUGCGGCAAGAGCUUCACCAGCCGGCCCAACAUGAAGCGGCACCGGCGCACCCACACGGGCGAGAAGCCCUACCCCUGCGACGUGUGCGGCCAGCGCUUCCGCUUCUCCAACAUGCUCAAGGCGCACAAGGAGAAGUGCUUCCGUGUCAGCCUCCCGCUGGCCGCCGACGGGCCCCCCUCGGCGCCCGGCCUGCCCCCCGCCCAGCCUCAGCCUCCCGCCCUGCCCUUGCUGCCCGGCCUGCCCCAGACCCUGCCCCAGACCCUGCCCCCGCCGCCCCACCUGCCCGCCCCGCCUCCCCUCUUCCCCACCGCGGCCAGCAGCGGCGGGAGGAUGAGCGCCAGCAGCCAGCCCUGA
This is a messenger RNA of Pipistrellus nathusii (Nathusius's pipistrelle), 2376 nucleotides long. The record is from the annotation of a GenBank genome assembly. Lineage: Eukaryota; Metazoa; Chordata; Mammalia; Chiroptera; Vespertilionidae.